AUGCUGUCUUCCGCGGUCGUUGGCAUCGGCGCAGGUAUAGGCGCACUCUUUCUCUGCGCCGCUUGCUUCAUCGUCUACCAGAUAUACAAGCGCAAACGAGAACACAAUCGCGAGAUCGCCGAGAUCGAACAAGGCUUCCCUAACACGCGACCUGUAGAGGUCACGCAGCUACAGCAAGGACCUGGCGCGUGUCAAGUACCAUUCGUACCGACCUAUGUGCCAUGUGGAGGAUGGGGUGCGCUUGCAUCUACAGAAACGAUAAAUACUCUGCCACCCUUCGCAAAAGUCAACAAUCGUAUUCAUCCAGCUUUCAUCUUCCCGGAAGAGCAGACACGGACAGGAUGGAACUUUCCUGGACGAAAACCGAGGAUAGGACGUAUGCCGUCUAAUGCUAGAAGGUUGCAAGCACUUUCAGCCAUCAUUGAGAGUCCAAGAGGAGGCACACCUAAAGCAGGUUCUAGAAAUUCUCCAGCUACGACCAAAGGAGGCGCUGUCAGGGAAAGAGAGAUCCAGUCUGCUUCUGUGGAACAGUUGAUUGCAAAACCAGAGGCUGCUCAGACAUCAUCUCCUCCAAUACCUUCUCGCUUGUCUUCACGACCAAUACAGCUUAACGAUGUGCCUCCACCAAAACCGCGUACCAGCGAACUGUCAUCUCGACCCCGAGCUGCUCGAUCGAAAUCGUUGGGCACUGUCUCCGACCCGAACAAGCCGAACUCGACAAACACAUUUGCAUCUGCUCCCGGACCGGCGCCAACAGGACCAUUGCCGCCUCUACCACCAUUAUCAAGAAAGAUCAGCCGUCAAAGUGACUACAACCCUGCAAACCGUCAUAGUGCUCUCGGCAUACCGUCAGCGAAGCACAAUGAGAGCACAUCAACCAGCUUGAACAGCAGCCCCGAGCGCAAUUGGGAACGCAUUGUCAGUUCCGAGAACAUCAAUACGAUACCAGAAUAUAAGAAUCUCCAUAAGUCAGACGACAGUGCAGCAGAAGUGGGAGCCGAACUAUCUUCCAACGGUGGCAGUUCACAACCAGCAAGUUAUAUUGGCCACAGAAGAAGUCUUGUUCGUCUAAGCAUCACAUGCAAUGGCAGUAAUCGCAACUCUGUCACCAGUAUUACAUCUACUCUCGACAAGCAGGCAAAUAGACUGUCGAUACCGCAAAUUCUCAACGUUGAUCGCAUCAGCAUAAGUUGCAUUUCAUCUUCAGGUUCUCUCAGCAGCGGCAAUGGUGGUGUUACCAUGGUCAGUACACCGAGACGACACACCGGAUCUUCCAGAGUCUCAGCAACAGGAUCUCCAUCAGAAAAGCCAAAGGCGAACAUCCUACGAACUGUGUCAGGCAAUGCUGGUUCUCCACAGAGACCGAUGAAAAGCGUCCUGAGAGACUCGAGCCUCGAAGCCAUAUCCAAAUGGGAAAAGUCGGUCAUAGGACCCAAACACUCGAUCUUGAAGGGCAGUCCCAGCGCGAGAAAGGGUCAUCGUAGACAAAACUGCGUUCGCUUGUCGACACUCGCCCCCACUGUCCUAGGUCCGGGAGGCCGAAGUAGGUCGACCAGCCCUUCCAUGGAUGGAAUCCAAGAAGAAUCGCUAGAUCGCAUGAAUGGUCCGAUGGCUGACAAGCACUUGAACGGCGAUGUGACAUUGCGGCCACGAACUCUGGAUCCCUUGAGACUGCGUGCAUCACUCACGCCUAGCUCCCCGACUUUAUCUAUGGUGGCCUACCAGAACGAACCAUUGCCUUGGAGUAGUGAAGUAAGCUCUCGACGCGUAUCGUAUAGAUCGCCAGGGGCAAAGUCUGCACUAUCGCGAGAGGCAUCCUUGUUCAGCAUACCCAGUCUUCCGAAUAUGAGUCAUGUAGAUCGAGACGAAGCAGUACAGCAAGGGUCAGAAACGCCCGCCAUCGAAUUUACACGUCCAUCGGCCAAAUGGUCAGAACACGAGCGCAGUCCGCCCUUUGGUCUACAUGUCACACCGAGUAACUCAAAACGUUCGGUCUACAAGCCUGAACCCUCUCCACCAUUGCCAUCGUGGUCAAACAAGCACGAUCCGGCUUGGCCGAUGCUGACCACCAACCCUCCUGCGAGCGGACAAGAGUACAAUCCAAGCAGAGACAUCUCGGUCUACUCUUCCGACGAAGAAGACAGCAGCUCUCCUAACUUUCCGUUCGCAGUCAGAGAAGAACCUGCACCUUGUGCUUCACCGCUAUCUUUCUUGGUCGACUAUGAUGACGAGAAGGAGAACGGAGGUUUGGGAUCACCGUACCAUGAAAAGGAGAUAGAGCCACCCUACGCUCGCGCAGCUGCUUUGACCCAAGGCAUCCGUUCGCCCUUCGAGUCAAUGCCAAUCCUCCGUCCCCAUGCCUCAUUCAUGGAAGAUCUGGACCCAAGCUUACCCUCUCCACCUCCCUCACUAAAUUCCAGCAUCUGUAAAACACUACCCCUUCUUUGUCGUAGCCUCAGCAAUACCAGCAACGCUCUAGCCAGCGCAAAACCGUCAAAUCCGCCUAGCAGUGCUACUCGAUAA
Aureobasidium namibiae CBS 147.97 is the source of this 2523-nucleotide messenger RNA. RefSeq lists its product as uncharacterized. The record is from RefSeq and is a predicted model, not a curated record. The transcript has a single exon. NCBI's taxonomy places the organism in Eukaryota, Fungi, Ascomycota, Dothideomycetes, Dothideales, Saccotheciaceae. The coding region runs from base 1 to 2523 and encodes 840 amino acids.